AAGCUGCAGGUAUGGGAACUUUGGCAAGAUGGGUGAUGUUGUGUGCAUUGAUGUGGGUGUGGGCGGCCUCGGAGACCCUCUACAGGUUAGACAGCUACCCCGGCAAUUGCUACCUCAACACACGGAACUUUUCAGUUAACUCCAUCAUAACCUGUGCCAUCUACUGCAGGAUCCAACAAUGUGUAUUCUUCUCUUUCAAGGAUGGCGUGUGUGUGGUGCACGACCCAGGGCUGGAUCAGCAGGUGGGCGAGGAACAGGCUCGAGUCUUCACUCCCUACCAACCAACCGCUCCCGUAGACGUUGCUCGCAGCAAGCCCACACUUCCAAACUUUCAGUGGGGCUCCAUGGUGUCACCUCGGGCUGUGGACGGCAACAACACGACGCAGUACCACUCACGGGGCACCUCCCCGUCACUCUCCUGGUGGAGGGUCGACCUGGGAGCCUUCUUCACCAUCACCUCCGUCGACAUCCUCCCAACCAUCAACGUUGCUUCUCGGUUUAGGAAAGUGGAGAUCCGGACCGGCGCCACCAACAUCACAGACGGUAACUUUACAUCCUAUGACCUGCUGGCUUACUAUACCGGCCCCUGGAACGGUAUAGGCAGGCUGGUGUUCCCGGUGAGCGGAGGAGUCUGUGCUCGCUACCUCACCGUCCAGGGCUCCGUCGACUUCCUCAAUAUACUCGACCUGAAGAUCUUCGCUUAAUUUAACACAACUCUUUUAAACUUUCAUUUACAUUUUCUUGGCACAUAUUGCUUGAACAUAGUUCUUGUUUUCUUAAACCUGUACUCGGGGAUGAUAAUAAAUGUU
Molecule: messenger RNA, 809 nt
Organism: Procambarus clarkii (red swamp crayfish)
Lineage: Eukaryota; Metazoa; Arthropoda; Malacostraca; Decapoda; Cambaridae
Source: RefSeq, a predicted model, not a curated record